AUGGCAGCUGGGACAGGCAGUAGCCGUGAUGGUGGAUCGGGGAGGGGUUACGAGGUGUUCCUGAGUUUCAGAGGGCCCGACACCCGCUUAACCAUGGCUGAUUGUCUCUACAAUGACCUGAUCCAUGCGGGGAUCCGCGUUUUCAAAGACAACGAAGAGCUCCGAUUUGGUGAAGAGAUCGAAGGUGGCCUCUUGCAAGCGAUCAAUGACUCUAGAAUUUACAUCCCGAUAUUCUCCGAAAACUAUGCUUCAAGUAAGUGGUGCCUCCGUGAGCUGGCACGCAUAGUAGAGCUAUCAAGAGGUAAUGAUGAGAGAGUGAUUCUCCCUAUAUUUUACGAGGUGGACGUGGAUGAUGUCAAGCUUAAGACUAAGUUAUAUCGGAAAGCCCUUCGAAAGCACAAGAGCGAAUAUGGGAAAGAUUUAGCAAAAAAGUGGAAAAAGGCUUUAAGAGAGGUUGCCAGAAUUAGAGGAAGGAAUCUAAAAGAUCACGGCCUAUAUGAACUUAUGAAUCUCACAGUCAAAGAGGUUUCUAGUUUGUUAUGGACAAGAAGGACAGAUGUGCCUGAUCAUUUGGUGGGAAUUAAAGAUCGAACGGAUGAGAUUAUGAAGCGGUUAGAUCUAGAAGCCUUUGAUGUACGAUUUAUCGUGAUUUAUGGUAUGGGUGGCAUCGGAAAGACAACAUUGGGUGAGGCUAUCUUCAGACAAAUCUCCCCUCAGUUUCAGAGACAUUGCUGCUUUCUUAAGGAUGUUCGGACUCAUGAUAUAAUAAACUUACAAAAGAAAUUGUUGUCAGACAUUUUCCAUUUGAGUUGCACAAAACUAUCCUUCAUUGAUGAAGGGGUUGACAUGAUCCAGACGAGAUUUCAUGACAAGAAAGUUCUCAUUGUUCUGGAUGACAUUGACAAUCGAGACCAAAUCAUGAGACUUGUCGGUGAGCCCAACUGGUUUGGUGGGGGUAGUAGAAUCAUCAUAACAACUAGGAAUAUUGAAUUCCUAGUAAAGGAAGGUGAGGAUGACAAUUUCCUAGCCUCUAUUAGCGGACAAUUUUCAUUCUACAAUAUGCCGGUGAUGAAUUUGCAUGAUGCUUUUCAACUUUUCUGUGAGCGUGCCUUGGGAUGUGCCGAGCCUCCAACUGAUUACAUGGAUAUUGCAUAUAAGCUAAUCAAUGUGCUAGGAGGACUUCCAUUGGCUCUCAAUGUCGUAGGUUCCAUCCUUCGUGGAAAAUGCCGAAGAACAUGGGAAGACACCCUACGUAAGUUAAAGAAUGUGAUGAAUGAGGAUGUCAAGAAGAAGCUAAUGAUAAGCUACGAAGCAUUGGAGCCUAAUCAACAACAAAUUUAUCUUGAUAUCGCAUGUUUUUGCUUCAACAAAGAGAAAACAAUUGCAGUUAAAUAUUGGGAUGCGAUUUUUAGGUAUUCGACAAAAAUCGAGUUGAAUAUCCUCAUACACAUGUCUCUAAUAAAAAUAUCCAACGAUAAUAAACUAUGGAUGCACGACCAACUUAGAGACCUUGGAAGGAGUAUCGUCCAUCCAGAAAGUGGCGAAAUCCAUAUGAAAGGUACUAGAUUGUGGUCUCCCGAGGAUGCCUUUCAUGUAGUCCAGAUAGAAACGGUAAUCUUUACCUCUACAUGUUUUCCAGUGCAUCCAUUAGCGUCAUCACCUUUUUAUCUAAUUUCAAGUCAAACUUACAUAUGUACUCAUUGGUUGCUACUUUUAUUUUCCAGGGAACCAGAGACAUAGUGAUGCUCAAUCUUGGUACACCUGACCCCAAUAAGAUGUACAGAUUUAAGCACAAGCAAUUUGUGCGCUUGGUCAACCUUAGGUUCCUUCAAUUGGACCACGGAAACUUUGAAGGAGACUUUAAGAAUGUUUUCUUUAAUUUGAGAUGGCUCUCUUGGAGCAAUUGCCCUUCAAAAUUCCGAGCUACCAACCUUGGGUUGAAGAACUUAACGAUUCUCAUGCUAUCCGGGAAUAACGUUACUGAAGAUUGGGGAGGAUGGUGUCAAAUCAUGGUAGCAAAACAACUGAAAAUCCUACAGCUCGAGGAUUGUCCAUUCCUUAGAAGGACGCCCAAGUUCUUUGCAAUCUGCAACUGGAGAAAUUGAUUCUUAGAUGCAUUCGACUAAGAAAGAUUGACAAAUCCAUUGGCAAUCUAAAACAUCUUGAUUACCU
Molecule: messenger RNA, 2172 nt
Organism: Eucalyptus grandis
Lineage: Eukaryota; Viridiplantae; Streptophyta; Magnoliopsida; Myrtales; Myrtaceae
Product: TMV resistance protein N-like
Exons: 3
Coding region: 1-1740 (579 amino acids)
Biological process (GO): defense response; signal transduction
Molecular function (GO): ADP binding
Source: RefSeq, a predicted model, not a curated record